AACUGUACGAAACGUUUGCAUCAGUUUGCAUGUCGGGCGGGUCGAGUGGAUGAUGUAGAAAUCGGCAACUAUAACGGUUUUUAGCGUUAAAAUCUGUGAAAUACAUUUUACUACGGAAAGUGAAUACGUCGUAUUUACAAAGUAGCACAAUGAUGUCUGACCGAAAAGCUGAAUUAGAAAGAAAGAAGGCAAAGCUCCAAGCUAUUAGAGAAGAAAAGGAAAGACGCAGAAGAGAAAAGGAACAGAAAGAUGUUGAGGAAGCUACGGUCCGUGCUGCAGGUGCAGAUAAAGAUCAUCGUAAGGAGUUGGAUGCUAUGCUAUCAUCUUUGGGUGUAGCUCCAGUGUCAGAUGUAUUAUCCAGUUUAUCUAGCAUGAAUUCAUUAACUCCAGAACAAAGUGCUAAUGCUACUCCUGAUGCUAGUUUGCAACCAUCUAGUAUAAAUUCUGCUCAAAGUAGUGCUGGAAGAAGAAAAAAUCGAGAACUUACAAUAGUGUCUGUGGCGCAUACUAAUAUUCCACCAAAAGAACCGGUGGUCUAUAAUAAACAAACACAAACAAUUCAAACAACGCACACAUCUCAUGACGGCUACUUUGAGAUUGACUGGUGGCGUCCCAGGAAAGGUGGGUCUGCACCAAACUACCUAUCUCAUGCAUUCGACUAUUACGACGAGUACAAUCUAAAUCCUGGUUUAGAAUGGGAGGACGAAUUUACAGUUUUGACAUUUGAUGAUGGCCAAGCUGAAGAUGAAGAGAACAGUUUGCCGCACAUGGACGGUUUCCAAAGCAAGCUCCCUCCUGGGAUUCUUCCGCAUGGUUUGCCGCAAGUUAAAGAAGUGCAACCCGCCGUUACGCAAGUGGAGCAAGAAAAGGAAAAAGAGAACCCUAAAGAAGUACGAGAACUCAGCGAAGAAGAGAAGCAGAUGAUUAUACUGUCUGAAGACUUUCAACGAUUUCUUGAUCGCACAAGUCGAAUUGUAGAAAGGGCAUUGGGCGAAUCAGUCGACAUUUAUACGGAUUACACUGGUAAUUUGGAUGGCGAAGAUGGAAUGGAUGAGAAAAGUCAUCAACGUUUAUGGUUAAACCGAUCGUUCUUUUGCGAUCGAUGGUCUCGUAAUCGUUGCGUAACUUCUAUGGAUUGGUCACCACAGUUUCCAGAACUGCUCGCGGCCUCUUACAACAAUAAUGACGAUACUCCAAAUGACCCUGAUGGGGUUUGUUUAGUUUGGAAUACAAAGUUUAAGAAAACAACGCCAGAAUUUAUUUUCCAUUGUCAGUCUCCAGUUUUGUCGGUCACGUUUGCGAGAUUUCACCCAAAUCUAAUCUUAGGAGGUACUUAUUCUGGGCAAAUUGUUCUUUGGGACAACAGAGUGCAGAAGAGAACUCCUAUUCAACGGACCCCACUGUCAGCAAGUGCUCACACGCAUCCUGUAUACUGUUUAAACGUUGUUGGAGCCCAAAAUGCACACAAUUUGAUAAGCAUUUCAACUGAUGGAAAAGUGUGCUCGUGGAGUUUAGAUAUGUUGUCGCAACCACAGGAGAGACUAGAAUUGCACACUAAACAAUCAAAACCAAUCGCUGCGACUUGCUUAGCGUUCCCACAUGGCGAUGUUAACAACUUUGUUGUAGGAAGUGAAGAUGGAAAUGUUUACUCCGCUUGUCGUCAUGGUACGAAGGCUGGAGUCUUAGAAACAUAUGAAGGUCAUCUAGGACCAGUUACUGGAAUUAGUGCCCAUGCAGUACAAGGUGGAAUAGAUUUUUCCCAUUUGUUCUUAACAUCGUCCAUCGACUGGACUAUUAACCUAUGGAGUCUUAAAGAGAACAAACCCCUGUACUCUUUCGAGCAUAAUGGUGACUAUGUUUAUGACGUCGCUUGGUCUCCCACACAUCCGGCACUGUUCGCUGCUGUAGACGAUUCAGGCAGAUUAGAUUUAUGGAAUCUUAAUCAAGAUACAGAAGUGCCUACAGCCAGUGUCAUGAUCGACGGAUGUCCAGCUGUUAACAGAGUUUCUUGGACUCCAAGCGGUUUACAUGUAACUGUAGGUGAUGAUACUGGAAAAAUUUGGGUAUAUGAUGUUGCUGAGCAUUUAGCACAUCCAAGAAUUGAUGAGUGGAAUAAGUUUUUGUACACGCAACAAGAAUUGAAGAACAACAAUGCAGACGAAGAGUUAUAUAAACUUAACAUUAGGGAACCAACGUCUUUAAGUUCUAAACAUCCUCUCCAAUCGUUGGGUCCUCUUAGAUAAAAUAACUACUUUGUCUAGAUAAUAUUACUAUGUUCAAGUUAAAUACCUUAAACCUUAUAAUCCCGUAAAUAUAAAGCAUAAUUAUAACAAAUUGUAAAAGAAGUAAGAAGAAAUUAUACUGCACUAAUUGUAAUUUAGAAAAUUAUGGACUACUCUGUAUAAAGUGUUAAACAGGUGAACACAUUUAUUAGUACUUCAUAUUUAUGCAGCUAUUGUGUACUCAAACGGCUAUAAAAUCAACAUGACCCGUAGAAACAGUUUAUUACUAAACAAAUUUAAUGCAGCACACAGUUAAGAAUAUGUGCAACAUAUCUUUGUAUAUAAAGAAUACCUACAAAUUACAUAUACACAC
Molecule: messenger RNA, 2595 nt
Organism: Dufourea novaeangliae
Lineage: Eukaryota; Metazoa; Arthropoda; Insecta; Hymenoptera; Halictidae
Gene: sw
Product: cytoplasmic dynein 1 intermediate chain-like
Exons: 14
Coding region: 150-2243 (697 amino acids)
Biological process (GO): transport along microtubule
Cellular component (GO): cytoplasmic dynein complex
Molecular function (GO): dynein light chain binding; dynein heavy chain binding
Source: RefSeq, a predicted model, not a curated record